Messenger RNA from Hibiscus syriacus, 756 nucleotides. Its product is annotated as pectinesterase 3-like. The coding region runs from base 1 to 756 and encodes 251 amino acids. The transcript is spliced from 2 exons. Gene Ontology annotation, molecular function: pectinesterase activity; pectinesterase inhibitor activity. Gene Ontology annotation, biological process: cell wall modification. The record is from RefSeq and is a predicted model, not a curated record. NCBI's taxonomy places the organism in Eukaryota, Viridiplantae, Streptophyta, Magnoliopsida, Malvales, Malvaceae.
AUGACAAUAGUGCAACAGUUGGGGUCAGACCGGAACAGUGAUGGUGGCGGCACUGAGGCAGAGAAGGGUCACACGGCGGCUGGAAAUUCAAUCAAGUCUUUCAAGGGCUAUGGUAAAUUAGACGAGGCCGAAGAGCGAGCUUUCAAGCAAAAGACACGAAGGCGUCUCAUCAUCCUCGACGAGCUUGCUAAGUUGUCUCAAUAUGCCAAGAAGUUACAAGCUGAAACCGAUUAUGCCCAGGUGAAACAUGAUUUAGAUAUAUGCAAAACCAUGUUUAAUGACGCGUUGGAUCGAUUCUAUGACUCGACAACUUCCUUAGAAGUCGGGGAUGAAGAGUCGAUAUUGUCGGAUUCCAAGAUCAAUGACUUGAAGACUCAGCUAAGCACAACGAUAACUGAUCAAGAAACAUGCUUAUACACCCUGGAGGAACUGAACACUACAAAGCAUUUCAACGCCACACUUGUCCAAGAACUCAGAGCCACCAUGCAGAACUCAAGUGAAUUUGCCAGCAACAGUUUGUCGACUGAUUUCAAUAUUCCAAUUCACCGUAGGUUGCUUGGGUUUGUAUCGUCAGAGUUUCCAGCUUGGAUUCAUUCCACUGAAAAGAGACUGUUGCAGGAAUCCAAGCAUACACCGAAUGUAAUUGUUGCUCAAGAUGGUUCCGGUCAUUUCAAGAUGAUUAACGAGGCGGUGAAAUUGAUCGGAAAGAAAAACGAAUCUAGAUUUGUGAUAUAUACGAAGGAAGUGAGAAAAUAG